Laccaria bicolor S238N-H82 is the source of this 1536-nucleotide messenger RNA. RefSeq lists its product as uncharacterized. The transcript is spliced from 6 exons. Gene Ontology annotation, molecular function: ubiquitin binding. The coding region runs from base 1 to 1536 and encodes 511 amino acids. Gene Ontology annotation, biological process: protein modification process; endosome to lysosome transport; protein transport. The record is from RefSeq and is a predicted model, not a curated record. Gene Ontology annotation, cellular component: ESCRT I complex. NCBI's taxonomy places the organism in Eukaryota, Fungi, Basidiomycota, Agaricomycetes, Agaricales, Hydnangiaceae.
AUGUCUACUACACUCACUCAGAAAUGGUUGCGACAAAACCUACAUUCCUACUCACAAAAGGACAGGGUCUAUUCAGAUAUCGACGCUGCUUUGGCUCGCUUUCAAACCCUGCGUCCAAAAUCAGACAUUUACACCUUUGACGAUGGUCGCACACAGUUGCUGCUCUGUAUCCAUGGCUUACUCCCCAUAUCAUUUCGUCAGGCAUCCUACAACAUCCCCAUCAGUGUAUGGCUACCUCGUCAAUACCCUCAACAACCUCCAAUUCCCUAUGUCGUCCCCACCACCGACAUGCUCGUCAAGUCAGGCCCAUAUGUCGAUGUCAGUGGUAAAUGCAAUCCAGAGUAUAUUCAGCAUUGGGAGCGGAAAUACGAGGGUUGUAGUUUGUCAGCUUUGUUCGAAGCGUUCCAAGACCAGUUCUCGCGCGAACCCCCCGUUUAUUCAAAGCCGAAGCAACAACCUCUCACAGCCUACUCUUCCCACAACGGCAACAGCUAUGCGGUAAGGACGCCGCCGCCACUACCAAGACCCGCCCCAUCAACAUCAUCAACAUCAUCAUCAACCCCACCACCAAUACCUACACGGCCUGCGGAUCUCCACUCCAAUUCCUUGGAACUCCAGACAUCCACAGCACGCCCACUCUCCCCGCCUCCACUACCUCCACUUCCACCAGUCCUUCCGUAUAACGCAACCCCUCGUGCCCCAUAUUCAAAUCAUUCUACGCUCAAUCAACAAUCAUGGUAUGUUCCCCCUGCUCGGCCUCCACCCAGCUUCCUACCGAAUCAAACGCCCACCACGCAACAUCAACCCAACGAGAGCAGACUAUCUCAAUCUCCACCUCCACCUCCUCCGCCGCCGCUUCUACCUCUACAUUUCGCCCCUCCAAUGCGGUUGCCCGAGUCUAAUUCAACACCGACGCCAGCUCGAAAUCCACAGCUGCCCAUCGCGGACCUCCUCGACGGAGACGCUGACGUUCCGCGAGAAGGAAAUUCAAUACAAUCCCCGGUGCCUCCACGGCCAUUGAACCCGGAGCUUCUCAACUUACACACCCAAGUACACGCAAAAUUGACUUCGGAGCUUGAUUCACUCACUCAGGCGCUUGCCCUGGACGCGGAACGGCUGCGCGCUCACCAGAGUGACCUUCUUUCUGGAGAGCCCGUCAUCCAUGACGAGAUGGCCCGUCUAGAAGCAGUUCGCGAUGUCUGUCGAAAUGUAGCGUUUAGGACGAAUGGCGCUGUUCAACAGGUAGAAGCUAAUAUUUCAGAGCUCCGCCGGAAAGGUGAUCCCGAGGUUGAUGAACUUAUUUGUUCGACGAAUAUCGUUCACAAUCAACUUAUUAACCUCAUCGCCGACGAUCAUUCGAUUGAAGACACCGUCUAUCAUUUACAUCGGGCUUUAAAUACCGGUCGAAUUGAUUUGGAACGGUUUUUACGGACGACCAGAGUGCUGGCGGAGGAACAAUUUAUGAAAAGGGCUUUGAUAGAGAAGAUAUUAACGGGGAUUUCCACACUAUCAACUCCUAUUGCACCUUGGACGUAG